Molecule: messenger RNA, 1776 nt
Organism: Scomber japonicus (chub mackerel)
Lineage: Eukaryota; Metazoa; Chordata; Actinopteri; Scombriformes; Scombridae
Product: multidrug and toxin extrusion protein 1-like
Exons: 17
Coding region: 1-1776 (591 amino acids)
Biological process (GO): xenobiotic detoxification by transmembrane export across the plasma membrane
Cellular component (GO): membrane
Molecular function (GO): antiporter activity; xenobiotic transmembrane transporter activity
Source: RefSeq, a predicted model, not a curated record
AUGGAGGGGUCCAGUGACAAGUUGUUCUGCUGCAGAUGGGUGCGACACAGGAUUCCACUGGCCCACAGAGAGGAACUGUACCACAUCUUGAGGAUGACAGGACCCCUGCUGCUCUCUCGAAUCCUCCAUUACCUGCUUCCAUUUGUGGUUACAGUGUUCUGUGGGCGUCUGGGAAAUGAAGUAAUGGCUGGCUAUGGAUUAGCUUCUGCUACCAUCAAUAUAACCACUGCAGCAACAGGAUAUGGUCUGGCGCGGGCAUGUGAUACUUUGGUGUCUCAGACAUUUGGGGGUAAUAACCUAUUUAAGGUGGGAGUGAUCCUUCAGCGAGGCAUCAUCACCCUGCUGUUGUGUUGUUUGCCCUGCUGGGCCCUGCUCAUUAAUACCCAGGCCAUCCUGUUGUGUCUGGGUCAGGAUCCUGAAGUGGCCAGAGUAGCUCAGCUGUACAUCAAAGCCUUCCUUCCAGCAGUACCAGCAAUGUUUCUACAUAAUCUGCAGGUGUCUUAUCUGCAGAACCAGGGUAUAACACUACCACAAAUGUACACUUCUGCCUUAGCAAACAUUGCAAAUGUGGCAACAAACUAUGUACUUGUUCAUUGGCUGGAUCUAGGAAUUAGUGGAUCUGCAGCAGCCAAUACCCUGAGUCAGAUCUACCUCUGUGCUUUUCUAUUUGCUUACAUUUGGUGGAAGAAACUCCAUGUCUCAACAUGGGGAGGCUGGUCUGUAGAAUCACUGCAGGAGUGGGGCCCCUACAUGAAACUGGCACUUCCCAGUACACUAAUGACAUAUUUUGAGUGGUGGAUUUAUGAGUUUGGGGGUUUUUUCGCAGGAAUGUUGGGUGAAGAUGAGCUGGCAGCCCAACAUGUAGUGAUCAUGGUGUCAUUCUUAACCUACAUGUUCCCACUUGGUAUUCAAGCUGCAGCAUGUGCCCGAGUGGGUAAUGCUCUCGGUGCAGGAGACACUGCCAGGGCGAUCCUCACAAGCAAACUAUCCCUCUCUCUCGCAGGUACCUUGGCUGUCAUUGAAGCUAUCAUACUUAUGUCUACCAAGACAGUGAUUGGCUACAUAUUCACCUCUGAUGAGAAGAUAAUAGGCCUGGUCUCUAACUUGAUGAACGCUUACUGUUUCCUUCAGCUCUUUGAUGGUCAGGUGUGUGUGUGCACAGGCAUCUUCUUGGGCACAGGCAAACAGAAGAUACCAGCUGUGGCUAAUCUCAUUGGAUACUAUGGCAUAGGACUUACACUCAGUGUUACACUAAUGUUUGUUGCAAAACUGGGAGUUUUAGGUUUUUGGCUAGGACUGCUUAUUUGUGUCAUUAUACAGUCCACGUUCUUCAUUAUUGUCAUCUUCAAGCUGAACUGGAAGAUAAUGACAGAAGAGGCUGUGCAACGGGCUCAGAAAAAGACACAUGUGACAUUAUUAAACACAGCUGCCCUCUCAGAUGAUGCGGGUACCAGCACUGCUGGCCAUUCAGCAACUAAUGGGAAUUCAGUGGAUGGCUACAUGUCUGUGAGUACGGACCAGAAAAAUGAGGACACAGAGACACAGCAUGGACAUGUGGUCCAGCAGGUGAAGACUGAUCGUCUCUCCACUGCCCAGCUGAUCCUCAGACGAGGUCUCACUAUGUUUGCGGCUGUUCUUCUUCUGGUUGUGGGAGCAUGUGUGCACUUCCUUGUGCCCUUGCCAGAAACUCUGUCUUUACAGGCCAACUUUACAAUGGACUGGAUCAAUACUACAUAUCCUCCUGAUGAAAUUCUCUCUACUGUGCUGGACUCCUGA